GAGACCAAUAAUAGUUUGCCACGUCAGCUCCCUCUUUCUUCUUCUUUCUCGUGAAAUUUCGAUUUAACCCCGGACUCCUGCUGCAGUUGAAGCGAGAAGACCCUAGAAAGUCCACGCCCAUAUUCUAUGGCUUACGUCGAACGAGGUGUUGUGAAACCGAAGCGAUCUAUAUGGCGACUGAAAACUAUCACUGAUUUCUUUUGGGCGAUCAUUAAUUUUAUUAAUGUGUUCUUCAUGACCAUGUUUUCGAUGGAAAAAUCUGAUGGAUAUAAGAAAAGCUCUGGUGGCAGCAGCACGAAAUGGGGUGGUGGCGGUCCUGGAGGCGGCCCUUAUGGUGGUGGCCCACGAGGGCCACCACAUGGGCUAGACAACGUUAGAGGCAUAGACCAUAGCUCUCUUCCGGCCUGUGGAUCUUGCUGUGGAGGUUAACACCAGGUCGUUUUUUCAUCUUUUCUAGUCCCAUACCACACUUUCAGGAUGUUGAACUUGAACAUUCAGUUGUUUAUUUGUUCUCCUUGAGUAACAUAUGUAAUUAUGUAUACCUAUAUAUGAUGGUAUAAUGUUUUGUGUAUCCACUGCUGUUUUAAAUACUUUGGUGCUUUUGAACUAUUCUAUGUUUAAGGUAUAUCAUAUAUGUGAUAUUUUGUUAUGAA
This is a messenger RNA of Helianthus annuus (common sunflower), 653 nucleotides long. Its product is annotated as selenoprotein K. Gene Ontology annotation, cellular component: Golgi apparatus; endoplasmic reticulum membrane. Gene Ontology annotation, biological process: endoplasmic reticulum calcium ion homeostasis; calcium ion transport. The record is from RefSeq and is a predicted model, not a curated record. The coding region runs from base 127 to 429 and encodes 100 amino acids. NCBI's taxonomy places the organism in Eukaryota, Viridiplantae, Streptophyta, Magnoliopsida, Asterales, Asteraceae. The transcript is spliced from 4 exons.